AUGGCAAGUCUCUUCGGUGGGUCCAAAGGAAGCAAGAGGUCUAGGUCUACCUGCGAGGAAGACACGGAUAUUCCCAUCGCGUUGGGAGUUUCUAAGCCGUGCGUCUGUGGCUUCUGUGGCUGUAAAAGCACAGAUCCCGACCCCUUGGCGAUGGAGGGGGAUGAAGAAGCCGCAGUGCCUUGGGGUAAAUACCGGAAGGUAGAAACGGCCUCGGGCCUGGUACGCGUUCCUGUGGGCAACCUGGAUUCCAUUUGUAGGAAUGUGUACCGCUUGCUCGGGUACCCUCACAAGUACGGUGCCCACGCCGAGUACCUCAAGAAGGUCAAAAGCAAGCAGGUGGAUCACGCAGGCUUCUUAUCGAGCAGAGACGAGUAUAUCAAGAAGCAGAAGGGGGGCAGAAACCGCAGCAGCAAGAAGGACAAGGACGACCUCAAGGCAGUGACGACCUUGAAGACCAUGAGUGACAUGGGAACCAGGUUCGAAGGCCCGAAGAUGGUCUUCAUAGAUGUCAACGAGUGGGAUGCUGCCACCGAUGGUGCUUUGGACGAGAGCCAAGUUGUCGAGGAGGUCAUCGGAGGGAAGACGGUCAGGGGGUGUUACAAGAGAGUUGGCAAAAAAGGGCACUACGACGUCCGCAGCUUCGACCAGAAAGUGCUGCGUACAGAGACUGAAGAGCAUUCUCGCAAGAAUGCCAAGCAACAAUUUGCAGAAGAGAGCCUGAAGAACAAGACUGAAGCCAUCCAGGCUGUGUUUCAAGGCAAUCAGCGUGAUCGUGAGGCAGUGGCCAGUGAAGGCAAGCACAUUGAUUGCGAUGAUCUCCUCGCCCUGCUGGCGAAUCUUCCCGGUGCAGGGUCGGCCUCAGGCCAGGCUCCCGGGGACUCCGGGACUCAGGACGCAGAUGAGGCUGCCGACGGGGACGAGACAUUGAAUCCGGACCAUUUCAGCACAGACUCAGGAAGUGAAGAUGAUGAUGCUGGGGCGGCCGCUGCUCGCCUGCAGUCUUUAGGCAGGAAGAAGGCAAAGGCAACAGCAAAGGCCAAGAGCAGCAACUCCAGAGCUUCAACGCUGGCGGGGGGUGCCUUGAAUAAGGCUGCCCCUCCGGUCUCCGGGCUGCAGAGCGUCAAAGCGGCCAAAACAGCCUCAGUGAAGGCUUCAGAGACCGCUCCUGUGGCAGUGAAGAAAGAGCCCGGCCUUCUGGCGGCAGGCUCUGUGCUCUCGCUGGACGGUCGAGGCCUGAGAUUGAAAGAAAGCUUGAAGAAAGAGCACUGCGAUCUUCUUGCGAGGCUCCAACAUGCUCUCAACGCCUAUGACGACGACUACAACUUCACCGAAAAGAAACAGCACGCAGGGAAGCAGAAGUCCCUGAACCUCAUCCUGUCGGCGGUCUCGAACCAGGUGAAGCGCGUAGAGAAUAGCGCCAACAAGUCUGCCUUCUCAGACGAGCUUGGAAACUUCGAGGCCUUGAAGGCAUUGGUUGCAACAGCCAUGGAGUUCAAUUCGGCCUUGGGGGGCACGUCAAGCAACUUGAAAGCCCUGGAAGAGGGGUACGCCCAGUUGUCGCCUGAGGGUCUUCGUGUGGGGUGUUGCUUCUGGUUCAAGCUCCUUGAGACGAAGUUGGAGGAGAUGAUUCUUUACCGGAAUCUUGCAGGGUAUGUGGGUCUACUCACCGAAGAGAGCUACGAGGCUGGGAUUGUGCGUUUGAAAUAA
Molecule: messenger RNA, 1707 nt
Organism: Symbiodinium natans
Lineage: Eukaryota; Dinophyceae; Suessiales; Symbiodiniaceae
Source: the annotation of a GenBank genome assembly